Pelmatolapia mariae (spotted tilapia) is the source of this 5596-nucleotide messenger RNA. It is a transcript of the gene hmbox1b, whose product is annotated as homeobox containing 1 b. Gene Ontology annotation, molecular function: double-stranded telomeric DNA binding. Lineage: Eukaryota; Metazoa; Chordata; Actinopteri; Cichliformes; Cichlidae. The record is from RefSeq and is a predicted model, not a curated record. The coding region runs from base 306 to 1838 and encodes 510 amino acids. The transcript has 10 exons. Gene Ontology annotation, cellular component: nucleus. Gene Ontology annotation, biological process: positive regulation of DNA-templated transcription.
AGGGAUUUGUAGUCCUCAGCGUAGGGAACGCCGCCGCGUGUUGGAGGCCUUUGCGGGAGUGAAACUACAGUUCCCUCAGAGCUGCUCGGAGGUGUUAGUUGUCAAUAUGGCUGUUGUCAGACAGACAAAGCAGAGAGGCAAAUAAUUCGCCUCUGAUUAGAAAUCCUUGGAAAAGGGUCGGACAGGGCACUGUUCCCAGCUGCUUUAUUGCUCGGCUGCAGUAAACGACACCGCGCCUCUUUGCUUCCGUUACAAAGUUAAAUGGUUAAGUGGACGAUUUGAAACCGAGCAGCAGCAGCAGCAGGAUGUCUGAGUUCAGCGAGGAGCCGCGCUUCACUAUUGAGCAGAUAGAUCUGCUGCAGCGGCUGCGUCGCACCGGCAUGACCAAGCAGGAGAUCCUGCAUGCGCUCGACACUCUGGACCGGCUGGACCGGGAGCACGGCGACAAGUUUGGCCGCCGCACCUCUUCCUCCUCCUCCUCCUCGUCCUCCUACGGCGUAGGCGGGGCCAACAGCUGCACCAACAACUCUGCCUCUAAUACUACUACUACCACGUCAUUCAACAAUAACAACACUGCCUCGGCAACCACCACCUCUUCAGCGUCAUGCAAUGGCGGCGCCAUCAACAGUGGCAGUGAGGGUGGAGCCGCCGAGCACGCUGCCGCUGCCGCCUCUUCAACGACCUCCAAAAUCUCCACAGCCACGCAGACGCAGUUCAACAGCGCCGGGGGGCUCUCGCUGUCUCCCAGCAACAGCUACGACACGUCCCCACCUCCAGGGCCGCCGCCGCCCUCUGCCAUCCUGCCGUCCCCGGUCUCACUGGUGGCCCUGACACAGAACGGCCGCGACAGUCUAGCUGCCACCCCCAACGGAAAACUGUCUCCGCCACGAUAUCCGGUGAACAGCGCUGCAGCGACGCGAGCGUUCGGGUUUGAAUCUACAGAGGAAGAUCUGGAUAUCGAUGAUAAGGUGGAGGAGCUGAUGAGGAGGGACAGCAGUCUGGUGAAAGAGGAGAUCAAAGCCUUCCUGGGGAACAGGAGGAUCUCUCAGGCAGUGGUGGCACAAGUUACCGGCAUCAGUCAGAGCAGGAUCUCCCAUUGGCUGCUGCAGCACGGCUCCGACCUGAGCGAGCAGAAGAAGAGGGCUUUCUACCGCUGGUACACGCUGGAGAAAACCACACCAGGUGCCACUCUGAACAUGCGACCAGCUCCGUUACCUCUGGAGGAAAUGGAGUGGAGGCAAACCCCGCCCCCCCUCACCACCGCCCCCGGAACCUUCCGCUUGCGUCGGGGAAGCCGCUUCACUUGGAGAAAAGAGUGCCUGGCUGUGAUGGAGAGCUACUUCAACGACAACCAGUAUCCAGAUGAGGCCAAAAGGGAGGAGAUAGCAAAUGCCUGCAAUGCUGUUAUUCAGAAACCAGGGAAGAAGCUGUCUGAUCUGGAGAGGGUCACUUCUCUGAAAGUUUACAACUGGUUUGCCAAUCGUCGCAAAGAGAUCAAGAGACGUGCCAACAUUGAAGCCACAAUCCUGGAGAGCCAUGGGAUAGACGUCCAGAGUCCAGGGGGACACUCCAACAGCGACGACAUCGACGGGAACGACUUCUCGGAGCAGGCCUGUGACCUCCCCUAUUUUGACAAAAGACCUCUCAGCCGACCUUUUGGCCUUUAUCGCCUGGAGCCCACCUCGCCCACACAGGACGACAGCGCAGCGCACAGCGAGCACCAGGACCCCAUCUCUCUGGCUGUGGAGAUGGCUGCCGUCAACCACACCAUCCUGGCCCUGUCCAGAACCGGAGGGGGGCCCAACGACAUCAAGACGGAGUCCCUGGAGGACGAAUGAACUGCACAGGACCUGGGAUGGAGGAAGGGGACGAGAGAAGGGGGAGUGUAAUAGAUGGAGUUGGGGGACUGAAAAGAGACCAAAGUAAUGCUACUUAGUAAAGCUUCAGCGUCUGCUCCUCAGCAUCUGCUCCUCAGCAUCUGCUCCUCAGCAUCUGCUCCUCAGCCAGCCCCUUACCAACUCUUCCUUCUCUCCUGGCCUCCCCCUUCCUCUCCCCUCCUCCAAGUAAUCCUUGUCAACAGUAAUUACCCCCAACCCCACCCCACCUUACUCCAUAUAUUGACACAGCUGGCAGAAAUGGGUGACUGUAGGCCCUGUGAUCUCUGUGGAAAUGAUCCACAGAAGAAAAGGCGGCUCCCGCAAACCCCUCUAAACGGCGGCUCUUGUCCGGGAGUGUGAACUCUCUCUUCCCUUCAGUACAGGAUACCUCUUCUUUCCUUACCUCGUCCUUGCUCCCCUUCUACUUCCCUCUCCAGCCUGGUCGUCUGAGCCGAUCCUCAGUCUAUCUCACCUCAACGUCAACCUCAGAAAAGUAAUGUGUACUGUAUAUAUAUUAUAUACAUGUUUUAUACAUAUAUAUGUAUAUACAUAUAUAUGUAUAUGGUUCUUAUGGUUCUCAGUCUCACUCACCUCAUGGUGUGCUACCUAUCUACCUACUUACCUGACCCUCAGAUUCACCUUAUCAUUGUGCAAUUCAUCAGAAGAGCAACCUCUGGCCUAACAUCUCGGGAAAAAUGGAAGGAAGUCAGCAAAAAUGAUAUCAGAGCUGCGCCGGCACUUUUGUCCUCUGUCCAUUCCUCAGUAGAAUAAAUGGCUUUUGGUUUCCUUGCAGUAGAGCUGCUAGGUUGGAUAGAAAUGUAUCUGAACUUUCUGUAGUAGCCUUACGUUCACGCAGACAGCCGUUGUUUUUUGCAGUACAAGCAGGUUUUCAUACAACAGGGAUGGGGACUGUGAAUCACUGCACUAAGAAACAUGUUCAGCACACACUGACAAUGGCAAACGGUAUCAAGGUUUCUAUCCAGCAGCAGCAGCAGUGAUUCGAGGUUCCUUACUUGCUCUUCCUCUGGUUCUAGGCCAAACAGCAACUGGACUUAGUCAUUUCUGCUCCCUGUGACACUAUUGUUAAGUACUAAAGACUAUGAGGAUCAAGUUACGGUCAGUGUGAUAAUCGAGCAAACUUUGUAAGCUAUCUAAUAAGACGAGUUAUGCUUUGUUUGAAACGUCAUCCAUGCCAAAGGAAAAGAGAGACGCUAAGCUAAUACUGAUCUGAAAACAGUGUUAAAGUCCAUCCAAAGUUAUUUAUACCAACUCCUUUGGCCUACGCAGGUUUAUUUCUUGACUCAGUAUAGGCUUGACACUACAGCAGGCCUGUGUCAGUAAAGGUAGGUAUUAGCGGCCAGGCAUACAAUGAUAAAAUACCCUGAAGCUUUUUACUACUUCUGUGACGCUGCCUCGUUAUAAUAGUAAUGUGCUUUUUCUAAUAUCAGAGAGCUCAAACUAGAUCAACUCCACAGUGAAAAUGGUUACAAAUAUCAGAAACAUGUUCGAGGCUUCUUUCAUCUCUGUAGCUUCGGAGAAAAACUUGCCAUCUCAAAGGGAAUCGGAGUCACUGACUACUAAAGAGGUGAUUUUUCUUUUUUGCCCUGAUGGAAGGAUCUCCAAAACCAUCUCUUACUGAAUAUCACUAUGUUGUGAGGUGGGUUGUUCUUAUUCAUUGCUGUGGGACUCGACUGUUUAUUUUCUGUAUUAUUUUUUUAAAGCAGUUAUUUCUGUAUGCCAGAUAUGUGCUAGCACAAAGUGGAGCUAGAAACUAGGUUUGCUCAGCUUAGCCACAGGACAGAAGCAUUAAGGCCAGCUUUGUCUAACGGGGACAAACCAAAUGUCUAAAGCUUAUUCUUGAACAUGUGACAUUUAUUGCGGCUUUUCUCUGUGAAAACUAGCGUUAGCAUUGACUGUUAGCUUAAAACAUAAAAGAAUUUUUGUAUUUAUUUAUUUUUUAAGUUUUUUCAUGAUUUAUGUGUUUAAUCAGUAAAAAACGUCAACCAAGUGCACCUUUUUUCCCUUUUGUAAAAAGCCUGACUCUCUGCUAAGCUAAGUUAAGCUAGCUUCUAGCAUUAGCUCCGUACAGUCGUGACGAUAAUUUUUUAAUUACAUUCCCCACGAAGUCAGAGUCCCUGCCUUAGCGAUGGUUUUGGAGAAAGAAAAGAAUAUUCUACGAAGCGGGAUUAAACAAAACAGUCUGCCAGAAAUUUAAUGCCAGUCCUCAAGUUUGUGAUAGUUUGAUUUGGCUGUUGGUGUACAAGCAGGAACCAGACAUUAACCGCAGUAUUAAACCUGUGAGCUUAUUUGGUGCAUGAUCACCAACUUCCAAUCCUUAGCUGUAGUCUAGUAAAGCUUGAUUUAAUUGUACUGCUUCAGUAAGUUCAAAGCUGCAAUACAGUGACUCUCAACUGGGACCUGUGUUUGAAAAAGAAAGAGCUCAAAGCUAAAACAGUAUGUAUUUAUACUCAUUUUUAUGGUAUUGUACAAAAACAAAUAAUGUUUUGAAAUGAAUCAUGCUUUUUUUUCUAACUAUUUUUCUCUUUUUUUUAAAUUCUCAUUAUUUGAUUGUUUUGCUCAUCCCUUAUUUGACUGAACAGCAGUCUCCCCGUUUGUAUUGGACAUAGUAAGCUACUUUAUGAAAAGUAAACCAUGAUGCACCUUAAUGAAAAAUAGUAUUAACUAAAAUUAGUAUUUAACUAAGUAUUGAUGUUAACUAAACUUUAAAUGUAACCUUUAACAAAAAGUCCAAUUUCCAAUAUAUGAUGGGGAAAGAAGAGAAAUUCCAGUAGAGCUGCUUCAUGUCAUUCUAAACUAAAGCCCCAGUAUGUGCCAGUCUCUUUGGUAAAUAGCACCACACCAAACUCCCUGGUAAAAUCUCCAGUUUCUGAUUUGAACAAGAGCACAAGCGUGUAAACCGUGCACCCGUUUUUGACUCGGACAGAUUGAAGCAUUCAUUCGUGAACUGAGAGCCUGUCUCUUUAAACUACUUGAAAUUAACACUUUUUUUUUCCUUCUAAAGAUUUUUGGGGGGAGUUUGGUGUGAUGUUCCCCUACAAAACAUGCUGCGUGUUAGAACUGGUGAAAUUGGCAUGCAUUCAGAGAUUAUUCCCACUAUGAGACACUUUUUAAAUGAACUGCCUUUGACUUUGAGAGAUGCCGUGGCCCAGUUAGCAAGUACAAGUUUUAAUCCGCUAGUAUUUUUGCAUGAACGUUGAAGCUUGACAGAAAAGUUCAUGGGGUGGAUGAAAGAACCCUCAGGUGCUCACAAAGUAGAUUGUGCUAUUUUUCCUUUUUUUUUUCCAGAAGAAAACUGGAACCCAACUCGAGCGUGACACGGGCACUUCCCCACUCGCUGUCAUGCAUACUCAGUGGUAGUGCUUGCUUUGAAGGGGCGUCCUCUCUCGUGGUUGUCAGGGUCAACAUGCCUACGUGUCCUUCUGUGUCCCCUAGUGCAACACCAUCCACUUCAUCCCAGUAUAGCUCAGAAAAAGAGGACUGAAUGCUGUUGUAUCAAUCUCAAAUCUAGUUACGUUCAAAAUUACUGUAUUGCCCAUUUCAGAAUUUAGUGCCUUUUUUGGACAGUAGACUGUUCUGUAAUUAAGAUGUAGUAUAUAUACAUUUUUUGUACAGUUUCUUUGUUCAUUUUUUUUAACUUGUGUUUAUUUUAGUAUGAUAUAUAUAUAUAUAUAUAAAUAUAUAUAAUGUACAAGAGAAUA